Pyricularia oryzae 70-15 is the source of this 726-nucleotide messenger RNA. RefSeq names its product dolichyl-phosphate mannosyltransferase polypeptide 2. Bases 214 to 486 code for a protein of 90 amino acids. Gene Ontology annotation, biological process: GPI anchor biosynthetic process. The record is from RefSeq and is a predicted model, not a curated record. Gene Ontology annotation, cellular component: endoplasmic reticulum membrane; dolichol-phosphate-mannose synthase complex. Gene Ontology annotation, molecular function: enzyme regulator activity. NCBI's taxonomy places the organism in Eukaryota, Fungi, Ascomycota, Sordariomycetes, Magnaporthales, Pyriculariaceae. The transcript has 3 exons.
ACCCCUGAACGACAGCUUGCACUUGGAAAUAGGAGAAUUAGUCGACGCGACGUCCUUGUUAUCGAGUUCCUGCCCGUUGCGCAAACGAGACAGCGUCCAAAAGUUCAACUUUGGAGCACCCUGCUACAAUCUAUUCACGAGGUCUUGUAUUCGGACCACAUACAUACCAACCCCUCGACCUGCAGUCUCGAUCCGAUCUGAAAUCUUGCGACGAUGCUCGACAAACUCGUCGGUCUCGCCAUGCUCGUGGCUGCCUCCUUCGUCUUCCUCUACUACACGAUCUGGGCGCUCCUCAUGCCCUUUGUCGACUCGGACCACCCUCUACAGAACCUGUUCCCGCCCCGCGAAUGGGCGAUUCGCAUCCCGGUCAUCCUCGUUCUCCUCGGCUCCGCCGUCGUCGGCUCCUUCCUCAGUGUGGUCAUGAUCAGGAGCAACAGGAAGAAGGCUGCAAAGGCCAAGGCCGCCGCGUCCAAGAAGAAGACCUAGGCGGUCCAUUAAAAUGGGUUUGCUCUUGGAAAUCAAGGGGAAAGCAAGCAGUUAGCGAAGCGAUGUGCCAAGCUUUCACCAAAGUUACCCACACAGGGGGGUUUGUUAAGCAGAUAUUCUUGCCUUGUUACCCAAUCUCUCAAAGUUUUGCCGUGGAACAUGGUUUCGUUUACAGAACACACAUUGCGUGCUUAGCGGAGUUUGAUACCAAAACGAAUGCCAUGAUGAUAUUCAAAGCUA